AUGACACCAUCAUUCUCAUUCACAGAUAAAGAUACCGCUGAUUACUCGUCUGCUGCCUCUGCAAAACAAGGUGACAUCUUGACAGCUAUGGGAGUCCCAUGGCUCGAUCCCCAUUCAUGCGAUCCCAUGUUUUCAAUGCUGCAUCCGGCGACAUCGACGAGUCCAUCGGUUGGUCUUAUCCCUCCCAGUGCUAUAAGUACACCCACCACAGCAUCCACGUCCAACACUAGUAGUGGCAUCAACACACCUAGUCAUAUACAGCAUCAUCCUCACCACCACCAGCAUCCAUCUGAUAUCUUUUGGCAACCGCCUACAAAUGGGACACUGCCCAUUUAUGCAGCUCCUGUGUCGCCAUCGAAUUCCCAGCAAAUGGCCCAUCGGCGUAGUAUGCCCGAGAUUAAACAACCUUAUCAACACCCAUCGUCCGCCAACACCAACACUUCCUCUACUUCCCGAAGACAAAGAAGACGCACUGAAGGUACUAUCAUCGUCGAUGAUGGUGAUGAUGAACAACGUAGACAAAUGUUCUUGGAACGCAAUCGCCAAGCUGCAUUCAAGUGUCGCUUACGCAAAAAACAAUGGCUUACCAAUUUACAGAAUCAGGUGGAAUACAUGGAUACUGAUAACCGACAAUUGGAGCACCAAAUUCUAAGGCUACGAGAAGAAAUCCUGAAUCUCAAGACGUUGAUUGUGGCACACAAAGAUUGCCCUAUCGCGAAACAACAUGCAAAGUCGAUGGGCUUUAUGUUAUCCACUUCUUCAUCAACCCAACAUCAGCAGCCACAAGCUUUCAAUCAUCCUCCAUCUAUUCAUUAA
This is a messenger RNA of Lichtheimia ornata, 816 nucleotides long. RefSeq lists its product as uncharacterized. The transcript has 2 exons. The record is from RefSeq and is a predicted model, not a curated record. Lineage: Eukaryota; Fungi; Mucoromycota; Mucoromycetes; Mucorales; Lichtheimiaceae. Bases 1 to 816 code for a protein of 271 amino acids. Gene Ontology annotation, molecular function: DNA-binding transcription factor activity, RNA polymerase II-specific; RNA polymerase II cis-regulatory region sequence-specific DNA binding. Gene Ontology annotation, biological process: regulation of transcription by RNA polymerase II.